This is a messenger RNA of Enterobius vermicularis (human pinworm), 606 nucleotides long. Lineage: Eukaryota; Metazoa; Nematoda; Chromadorea; Rhabditida; Oxyuridae. The record is from the annotation of a GenBank genome assembly.
AUGUGGAUAUUUGGUUACGGUUCGUUGUUGUGGUAUACUGACUUCCCUUAUACUGAAGUUUUGCCCGGUAUUGUACACGGUUACUCUCGUCGCUUUUGGCAGUUCAGCCCCGAUCAUCGUGGUACGCCAGAAAAUCCUGGUAACACCGUAACCUUAGUUCGUGAUCCAGACGGCUCUUGUUGGGGACUAGCGUACCGUGUUCCUGACGAACAUGUUGAGGACACUGUUCAGUAUUUAAAUGUUCGUGAGCAGGCUGGAUAUGAGUGUAAGCAAGUUGAGUUUCAACCGGACGAUGGUCGUAAUUCUUUUCUGAUAAAUGUAUAUAUUGCAAAACUGGAAUCUAAUCCGUACUACAAAGGACCGCUGGAAAACGACUCCAUUGUUACUACGAUCCUCCAUUCUCGCGGUAAAAGUGGUUCAAACUUGGAAUAUGCUUUGAGAUUAGCGGAUUGUGUACAUCGGUUAGCUCCACACAUUAAUGAUAAACAUCUUUUCGAUAUUGAAAAGGCUUUAUUGGAAAAAUGUCGUCUUUUGAAUAUUCAAGAUGAUGUUUUUUCUUUGCUGAAUCAUAAAAACGGCUCGGACAACCAACAAUUAUUACAGUAA